UUUUACAUUUUGUACGUUUAUUCAAUCGCCCAGAAGUAUCAAGCGUUCAUAUUACCUAUUUUGCAUCUGUAUACAAUUUAUUCUAUCAUCUUAUCGCGGUAAGUUUUUGAAAGCUUAAGAUUAAUAAAAACGAAAAAAUUUAAUCCUCAAAAUGCCACAAAUAACAACCCUAACUUUUUCGCAUACCACAACUACCUGCAUGUGGUUUCUCGUACACUUUUUAUCGCGGGAAAAUUUUCACUCGGGCUUCUCAAAAAACCAACAGUGGUUUUCUAUUUUCUUGUUUUAUUCGGGUGAUUAAGGUAUCGAACAUAAGUACAUACACCCAACAUCCGCGUGAUACGCCUUAUCUGCGGCUGUUAAUAUGCCUAUAUAUACACAGACGCUUAUAAAAAUCAUCAUUUACUUCGAACACGCGUUUGUAUACCUAUGUAUUAUUUGCUCCUCGCUAUAUAUAUAAAGCACCUCAUCAUACAAUCUUUUAGGUUAGUUGGGGGUUUAGUUGGCGCGCGACGCUCCAGCAAUACUCCACGGCGCCUGACGGUUAUAAAAAAUAGUCGCGAUUCUAAAUUGACAUUGUAGAUCGAGCGUCAUUUAAAAUAAAAAAGUAUAGCCGACAACAUAUUCCUAUAGACAAUGGAGAACGAAAGGAUCAGUAAUAAGCCAGUGACAAAGAAAGUUUGCGUCAUCGGCGCGGGCGCGGCUGGAUUGUGCGCAGCGCGACACUUGGCCAAGAAUUCGAACGCGGGAUUCGAAUUCGCGGUUUUCGAAAAAACGGAUCGAGUCGGCGGUACUUGGUUAUAUACCGACAGGACUGGCAAGGACGAUAAUGGUUUACCCAUUCACUCCAGUAUGUAUAAAAAUCUCAGAACGAAUUUGCCAAAGGAACUAAUGAACUUUCCGGAUUACCGUGAGAUCAAGGGAGGAAAUCGAAGUUGUGUGUCUCACGACGUUAUUCGCGAUUAUUUGGAAGAUUAUGCCGUUCAUUUUGAUUUAAAACAGUACAUACGAUUUAAUACGAUAGUGGAAUCGGUGAAGCCUGAAAACGAUUCUCCAUUCACGAAGUGGAACGUAAAAGUGAAGCACGUGAAAACUUCAACUAACGAGGAAUACACUUACGACGCGGUUAUGGUUUGCAACGGUCAUUUCUUCGAGCCUUACACCCCCGAUAUUCCGGGGCUGAGCGACUUCAAGGGUCGCGUGAUGCACAGCCACGUUUACCGCAAACCGGAUAGCUUCGAAAACCAGAACGUUCUGGUUUUGGGAGCCUCGAGUUCAGGAGUCGACAUCGCCUUCGAGAUUUCCGAUCGGGCCACGCGGGUCUACCUCAGUCACAACAAUCCCAGAUUGUCCAACAAAAGCCCUCUACCCACUAAAGUAACGGAAGUACAAGGAGUUGACAAGUUCGAAUCCGGCGAAUUCGUCCUCCGCGAUGGCAGCCGAUUGAGGUGUAUCGACAGCCUCGUCUUCUGCACUGGUUACAAAUUCAGCUAUCCCUUCCUGCAAACUGGCUCCUGUGGCCUCGACGUCGACGACAACUUCGUAAAUCCUCUCUACAAACACCUCGUCAACGCCAGGCGACCCAGCAUGUGUGUCGUCGGCAUUCCUACUUCUGUCGUUCCUUUUCCAAUGUUUCACAUGCAGGUCCAGUACUAUCUAUCGAUCUUGAUCGGCAAAACCAGGCUGCCCUCGACGACAGCGAUGCUGGAGGAUUCGAACGCGAGUCUACAGGGUGGCAAGAAGAAGCGUCACGCGCACAAGCUGGCUGACGCUCAGUGGGAUUACAACGAUGGGCUGGCGAAGGAUGCAGGAAUCGAACCUCUGCCGAAGUUUUAUCGACGCGGCUUUGAACUUUGGAGCGUGAAUAGAACGAAGAAUCUUACGGAAUACAAGAAUUUGUCGAUGAGGGUAGGGAGUUUGGACGGCGAGGAUGUGGAAAUAGUCGUGUAGGAUAUGACUCAUGUGUGAUCGUGGAGAAUGAUUGUGACACGUUUUUAUGUAUAGAUUUAUUUGAAUUAUGACUUAUUAUAUCAAAGACCAAUCGUAUAUGUGAAAUAGAAAAAGGUAAAAAAGUUA
Messenger RNA from Nasonia vitripennis (jewel wasp), 2076 nucleotides. RefSeq names its product flavin-containing monooxygenase FMO GS-OX4. The transcript has 6 exons. Lineage: Eukaryota; Metazoa; Arthropoda; Insecta; Hymenoptera; Pteromalidae. Bases 637 to 1950 code for a protein of 437 amino acids. The record is from RefSeq and is a predicted model, not a curated record. Gene Ontology annotation, molecular function: flavin adenine dinucleotide binding; N,N-dimethylaniline monooxygenase activity; NADP binding.